Paramecium sonneborni is the source of this 1517-nucleotide messenger RNA. Lineage: Eukaryota; Ciliophora; Oligohymenophorea; Peniculida; Parameciidae. The record is from the annotation of a GenBank genome assembly.
AUGCAAAUAUAAAAAAGAAAACAAAAUAAUACUUAUGUUAACCAUGAUUCUAAAUAUGAUUUUGGAUGGCUUUUAAAUUUUACAGAUGCAUUCUCAAAGUUUGAGUUGCAACAAUCAAAUAUGAAGCCGUUACCAAAAGCUCUUUAGUAAAAUGACUUUCUUCUAUAAUCUGAGAUUUACACAUAUAAUUUAGAAUAAGAAAAAUUUGUGUUACAAAAAAUGGAAUUAUAUCCUAAUAUGAUUAUAUAGGAUAAAUAGUUUAUAAUAUUGUCAACUUGUUCAAUAUAGAAGACAAGAAUUGAAUAUCGUGAAUUCAGUGCUUAAGGUUUAAAAUUGAGUAAUCAACUUGGAUAUACUUAUUUGUUCUUUACAACAUUAAAAGAUUUAACGAAUGUAAAGAAUUUAAGUACAUUUAGUGGACUAAAUAUGCUAAGAAAUUCUGUAAAUUGUCCAAUUUUUUAUAAAAAUAUACAAUUAAAGAGAAAACAAAUGUGCCUAAUGUUUUUGCUUGUGUUAAAAAUAAGAAUAAUUCUGUUUAUACAGUUAAUAUAUUUAGAUUAUAAGACUUUGACAAAAAUCCAUCACAUUAUGAAUAAUUGAUGAAUGAAGUGAAUAUUUUAAUGAGUUUAAAACACCCUUGUUUGCUUAAAUAUUGUUCUCUAUAUGAAGACUAAUAUCAUUUAUAUAUAUUAUACGACUAUUGGGUUGGAGAUCCUUUAUAUAAGUUACUUGAAUAAGGUUUAGUUUUGAAUUCUAUUUAAAUAUCGAAAAUAGUGUAUUAAUUAAUUAAAUUUGCAAAAUUUCUGCAUAAGUAAAAUUUGUAUCAUGCAUAAAUAACUCCUCAAAAUAUAAUUCUAUUAAGAAAUGGUUCUUUAGAUCAAUUAUAAAUAGUAUUAAUUAAUUUUGCAUACAGAGAAGAAAUAGGAGUUGUUUAAUUAAUAAAGAAAUUACCGAAAUAAUGGGUACCUCCUGAAAUGUAACAAUGUAAUAUUCAAUUUCCACAAAAAAUUGAUUAAUAUUAAAUAGGUUGUACUUUGUUUUAUCUUUGUGUUUAUAAACCUCUAAUUAAAGGGAGUUGUUAAUCAUUUAAUAAAUCAAUAGAAAAUCUUGAUAUAUCUUUUCUAAGAUUAAGAUAAGAAUCAGCUUUAGCAGAGAAAUCCAUCUUAAGUUUAUCUUAGAUUGAUUUACUACAAUAUUUAAUAUAGCCAGAUCCACUUAAACGAAGAGAUCUAUCAGAAUUAAGUAAUCAUCAUUGGUUUGUUAAUGAAAAAGCAAAAUUUAAAUAAAUUGGAAAAUAAAAAUUGUUACCUAGUUUAAGGACUAUUUUAGAAAUUAGGGAAUAAAGUUCUAUGGAAGUGAAAUUAAGUAGACUAAAUUAGAGAUUAAGUAUUACAAGCAUAGAAUCAGAUAAUGAUGAAGAUAUAAAUUUAUAAGAUCUAAAUUGUCCAGAGGAUAAUUAAUUAACUGAUUUUAUAUCAAUUCUAAACUCGUAGAACUUAAGUGUUCAUAAAUGCUGA